Naumovozyma castellii is the source of this 615-nucleotide messenger RNA. It is a transcript of the gene DPB4, whose product is annotated as DNA polymerase epsilon noncatalytic subunit. The transcript has a single exon. The record is from RefSeq and is a predicted model, not a curated record. Bases 1 to 615 code for a protein of 204 amino acids. NCBI's taxonomy places the organism in Eukaryota, Fungi, Ascomycota, Saccharomycetes, Saccharomycetales, Saccharomycetaceae.
AUGCCACCAAAGGGUUGGAGAAAGGAUUCACAGGGAAACUACCCCACAACUUCGUACAUAAAGGAACAGGAGAACAUUACCAUUGAAGACUUAUUGUUUCCCCGAAGUACGGUGGUCCAGUUAGCCAAAGAGAUACAUCAACAGAACGGAAAGAAGCUAGUUAUUAAUAAGGAUGCUGCCUUAGCAUUACAAAGGAGUGCCACCGUGUUUGUGAACCAUCUCCUUUUGUUUGCCAGAGAAUACGCGAAGGAUCAAGAUCGAAAGAGUUGCAAUGUGGAUGAUGUGUUGAAUGCAUUGGACCACAUUGGUCAUGGUGGGUUCAAGACCAUUGUAAGGAACAAGCUGGAGGACUAUCAGUAUGUUAUGGAGUUAAAGAAGCAGCAAAGGAAGCUACAGACGGAGACUGAGACUGACCAGCAGGAAGGCGAGCAGGAAAUGCCAGCAGCAGAAGCAGAACCAGUUGAAGAGGGGAAUUCUGAAUCCACGGAAGGUACUAGUGAGAACAAGAAGGCCAAGACGGGGAGUCCCGAUGGAACAGCCACAGCAGAGAUCGUAGUACCACCUUCAGAGGAGAACAGUGAGGCACAACCAGACAUAGAGAUGGACACCGCAUAG